CCACGAUCUGUCUCGGCUGCAAGCGAGCAAAUUAUCGCGCGUCGUGACACAUUGCUGUACGAAAACGCGCUCCCGCCGAAAAAUGGCCGUACUGGUCACCGCGAAAUAAAGAAGACUAAGGAGACCAAGGGAGUGCGAGGCCCUGGAUUAGUUGACAGCCCCAAGGUACGGUUACGGAGUGACGACUUAUAAAUUUAGUUUCUGUUGAACCGCCCUCGCACUUGAUGGGUUGUUGCGUAUUUUGUCUUUUUCUUGUGAGGCUCUGAAUUAUACCAAUGCUCUUCCUCCCCCACUAAAUAUUUUUCGGAAAUUUUGAUCCUCUAAAGGCCGCAGAGCGGAGGAGCGUGGCCAGACGAAAGGUUUCCGGCGAUGAGCCCCGGAAGAUUCAACCCGAGAGAAGAAAUGUCACAUUCUUCAUGCAGUAAAUAUUUUUGUUUUAGACGGAUCACUAAAAAAAGCGUAAAUUGCUCACACAUGAUGAACAUUGAUUUUCUGGAAGUUUUUACGGAACAAAAGAAGUAGCAGUAGUAGAAAAAUUGAAGCAAGUAUAGCAACGGCGUAGAGUCGCGAAAUUGACUAAAAAACUAGUUAUACCAGGGAGGAAAAGCAUGUAGUCCUAUGAAGCAAAAAACGUAGCUGCGGGCACGUAUGUGCCCUGUGGCUGACCGCCUAACUGACACACAUGCGAUGCCAUUGAAUAUCGAUUGGCGGAUGGACCCGCCGCCCGAAGUAGGGUUAAUAUCAACACGCCGCUUAUCAGAAAUUAUUAUCAAUAUACAACGACCUUGUCUUAUCCCAUGUUUGAAAUGACUUUUUAGCUCCAUAUUCGCUCAUUCAAUAUUACUACACUUCUAGCAGUAGCACCAGAUCAACAUGGAUGACGCAGUUCGCUGUUAUCAUCUACAUUUUUUAUAGUCACUAUUUGAAGUCAUACAUUUUUUUAUUUCAAUCGACAUAUAGAAACUUGUAGUUGGCCGUUUAGACACAUAUCAUCAUACUCACUGCGAAAUGCAAAUCACUAGAACCACGAGUAGAAGUAGAAGUUUGCUUCACUAUUAUAUCAGCGGCAUGGCAACGGCUAAGAUCUCCUUCUAAGGUCGUAGGCGCAUGCAUCGCCUGACAACCUGAAACAAGGCUUAUCUAAAGGCGAAGCUGUUAGAAAAUUCAAGAAUUAGCUCCUCAGAGGCCCACUCGUGUUCUUCCAUGAUCAUGCUCCCAGCUUCACUAGCUAGGGUAAGCUUCUACCCGCAAACAGUAGCUGUUCAAGAGGUGAAUAUCACUUCAUGCGACUCAAUACUGCUGAAGCACCGACGUGGUUUUCUAUUAUUCUUGUAUCGCGGUUUUAGAACUCCUUGCCAAAUACUGAGCCAAUGUUUAGUACUAUCCUUAGUUGGACGCUAAAAGAUUGGUUGACUUUUUUUUCUGUCAGCACAUUGAUUCCAAAAAUAUACUGCUGCCUUCUACAACACGUGGGUGGACAGGGAGAGAGAGAAGUAAAGGUAGUCGAUAAAGCUUCUUGUUGAUUGAGAACCACCGCAAUCGUAAUGAUUGUAAACCUUAAAUUGAUGAAAAGCUUAUGGCAAAAUCCAGUUUUUGAUGGUGAAGCAAACACUUCCCAGGAGGUUCAAUGAUACCUAAGUACGUAGGAACGUGUCGCAACACCGCGGUUCGAAUUUUUUAUGUUGUAGAAAGGCACGUGCGCCACACCAUGCUGCUACGCAAAUUCUAAGUGAUUCAUUCACUCUCUUCACUCAUAUACUGUGGCACGAAGAUAAGGUGACUAAUAAACGGCUCGUUUUUGUGGUACUGCUCCCUCCGGCGCCUCAAAGCCUAUCAUCUAG
This is a messenger RNA of Amoebophrya sp. A25, 1841 nucleotides long. NCBI's taxonomy places the organism in Eukaryota, Dinophyceae, Syndiniales, Amoebophryaceae. The record is from the annotation of a GenBank genome assembly.